Messenger RNA from Ostrea edulis (European flat oyster), 9886 nucleotides. RefSeq names its product histone-lysine N-methyltransferase 2D-like. The record is from RefSeq and is a predicted model, not a curated record. Gene Ontology annotation, cellular component: nucleus; MLL3/4 complex. The coding region runs from base 380 to 7102 and encodes 2240 amino acids. Gene Ontology annotation, biological process: positive regulation of transcription by RNA polymerase II. Gene Ontology annotation, molecular function: histone binding; transcription coactivator activity; histone H3K4 methyltransferase activity. NCBI's taxonomy places the organism in Eukaryota, Metazoa, Mollusca, Bivalvia, Ostreida, Ostreidae. The transcript is spliced from 21 exons.
AUAUACAAGGGAAGUAACAACAUUCGCUUCCUGUUCGAUGACCUAACAAUGUUUGAGCUUGAAACAUAAUGGAACGGAAAUGUUUGUAAAAGAGCAUAUCACGACGCACAAAACGUGUAGGUCACAAUGUGAUUUGAUGAUAUGGAUUGUUGUUUAAACCGACUGGAAAGCAAAAUGGACGUUCUUUUGCUGCUAUUUUGUGUUGAAAUAUAAACAACAUGGCCGCCGCGAUGGCGACAUUUCUUUGAAAUUAUAUUUUCAUGGUAACGAUUCAUGAUUUUUUUGUGAAUGGAUAAAAGCACAAAACAAAUGUAUCUACAAAUUGCAUUGUUAAUAACUGCAUCGUUGGAAUCAUUUGUAUUCGUUAAAUCGUUCAACAAUGGAAGUGGUCAUGCAAGUUUCCGAAUCUCAACCUGUUCAGGAACCAACAAGUAAAAAUGGGUCAACGGAGAAAAGCGAGAAAGAUCCAAAUUUAGAGUUAGUGACGCCUCAGGAGAGUGAUGCACAAAAAAAUGGUGCUCACACGAACACUGCAAAAUCGCCAAGAUGUGACAAUAUUGAGGUAAAAAUGGAGAUAACUAAUUGUAUAGCAAAUUCAUCUUCCGUGGAAACUGUGGACAGACAAACACCAAACUAUAACGGGUCCACAGAGAAAGGUAAACCUCCAGAAUUAACAUCACACACUGAGAGUCUACCAAGAAUUGAAACACAGGUAACACAGGCAGAAAAAAGUGCAUUGAAAGGUGAUAAUCAGUCAUUGAAAUGUGAAAGCUCAAAUCUAGUGUCUUCUUACAAUAGGAAUGUGACUUCCUGUGGACCUUUUAUGAGUAGCAUUGAUGCUGUAAUAAAUUCUGUUGCUCAUAAUAUACCACCAGACGAACCUAGUGAACAUAAUGAUAGUGCUAAAAGUACCAUUAUUAAUCCUCAUGCUGUGCAAAAUUAUGAUCAUCCACCCCAUUAUUUGAAUCAGACAAAUCCAAAACAAACACAAGUUCCUCAAGCAAACUAUGGUGAUCGGACAGUAAAUCAACCGUACAACCCUCAAAUGUUUCCUCAUUUGAAAGGUCAGACAAUAACAUCUAGUGCAAGCUAUGGGGUACCCAAUAAUCCCCAUCUUGGUAGUGCUUCUGAACAGCUUAGCAGUUUAGUAAAAUCUCAUGUAAUUGAUUCUGGUGGUGAUCGUAUACCAAAUGAUCAACAGCCACCAGGACAUCAUCCUGGGAUUAGACCCGAGAUGCAUACCAAUAUUCCAACUGGCACACCAAUAUAUAAUCAUCAGCCCAUGUACAGACCUGGGUAUGACCCUAACUCAGCUAUGCCAGUUCAUCCGCCUGUGGACAUGCAUCAGCAGGGGCCACCUGCUACUCACGUUAGACCACAGAAAGAAAUCCCAAGUCAAAACACGAAACAGCCACGAAUUCCACACAAAGGAGGAGCACGGAGGCAGCAGAGACCCAGUCAGCAUCAACAGGAAAUACCACAGGGAAUGAGGCCACGGAUGAUGCCUGACCAGUUCAACAGAGGUAUGCGCCCUAUGCCAGUCGUUGAUCCAAGAUUAAUGUCCACCUAUUUUAGUCCAGAGAAUAUCAGGAUGUUACAGAUGCGUUACCCUGAUCCCCGCAUGAUGCCUCCUCAGUUGCUUCAGCAAAUGCAAAUUUUUGCACGAAUGCAUCAAGCACAGCAGCAGGCCCAGCAACAACAACAGCAGCAGGGAGUGCGUGGUACACAUCCUCCAUCAUCUCAACCCACAGGUGUUCCUGUGACCCCAGGAUUCCCACCACAUAUGCAGGGCAUACCUCCCCAGUCUCAAGCCAGUAUAAUAACUAGUCAACAAAUGAAUGUUGAGGCCUCACAGCCACCUACAUGUAAUUCCAAUGCAGUAAAACACCCACAUCAUCUUGUUCCACCUCAUCCAGGACAAACUUACCUACAUGCUUCUAUGUCUCAGCAUCCACAUGAAUCUGGGAAACAGGGACUUAAUUCUCAAGCUCAAGAAGCCCCCGUUUCACGCGGUCAACCAAUUGAUAUGAACUUGACUUUUACAAAUGGCACAGAAAUUCAUAGCCAGUCAGGCAUACAAACUGCACUAGCAUCGACCUCUGCUCCUCACUUACCAAGUGAUGCCCUGAAUCGCCCCUCUUCUGCUGGUAGACCGUCAUCCGCCAGCAGGCCCCCAUCUGCUGGUAGGCCCCCUUCAGUCGGGAGACCGUCAUCAGCUAACCGACCUCCUUCAGUAGGCCGGCCUAUGUCAGCAGAACCUCCCUUAAAUCGGCCCCCAUCUGUCAAUCGUCCUCCAUCAAGAAAUAGUCGUCCACCUUCUGCUGAUUCUUCAGGUCAGCCUCUAUCUGUGGGUCGAAGUCCAUCCACGCCACAAUCGGAGGCGGGCUCCACCUCAUUAGGAACCACUGCAUCCCCUGCUGGUUCUGAACCAGCAUUUUCUACUGCAGAUAAAUCUUCACUUCCCACAGCCAGUACAAUUCCAUCCUCCCUGCCAGACCCCACAGCUAUUAUGCAGUCAUUAACAACCCCAUCUAGUCAACCAUCCCCGGCAGUGCCCAGUGCAGUCAUUCAAACACCUUACAUGGAGGAAACUUCCCGAGAGGGAGCCCCAGAUGGGGAACAACAAAAAGCUACCCUGAAGCGGUCAGGUGGACCUCCUCAUUCUUCCACAUCUGCUGCCCCAAGCAUGCCUCCUCCCUUUGGACCUCCAACAUCCAUGGGACCUAUACCACAGGGUUACGUGCAGACCCCAUUUGGUAUGCUGCCCCACCAUUCUCCAGGAAUGACCCAGGGAGGUGUACCGUUCUCAGGAAUAAGUGGACACAGGAUGAUGCCUCCACACAUGCGGAUGCCUGGAUUUCCGGGUCAGAGUUUCCAAAUGCCACCCCACAUGCAGAGACUGCCACCUCCCCAUGGAGGACCUCUGUCUCCUAACUCUAUGCAAGCUAUGGCUUCUCUAGCUCAGAGAAUGCAAGCUCCGCCUGUCAGUGGUCAGAAUGUUCGACCAGGGAUACCUUCCAGCCAGCCAGGGAUGGGGCCACGUGGUAUAAAUCCUGCAGUGCCUCCUGGCUCCAUGGAUGGAACACAGGCAUAUGACUUUUACAGAAUGCCAUUUGGUGUCGGUCCCCAACAGAGGCCGCCAGGAGGCCCUACUGCUGAACAUCCCCCUCGAGGACCCAGAUCUAAAGGGUUGCGUCAACCUCGUCCAACAGCACCACUUCAGAUGCCUCCAAAUAUGCCACCUAAUGUUGAGCAUGGUUUGGUCUCCCCUGUUCAAGUCAUGCCCGGAAUGAUGCCGAGUCAACAUGGUAAUCUGCCAUCUGAUCCCAUCUCGCAGAACUUACAUUCCCAGGCACGUCCCCCCAGUAUAAGUAUUGGACCUCAGCCUUCCCCCCAUGAUAGUUCCACCCCUAGUCCUCAGGUACCAGCAACACCACCAGCCAAUGUCGAUCCGAACCUUUUGGAUGAAAUGGUUCAGAAUACUAAAGUCAAGCAGGAACCAACAGAGGCUGGUAUAAAAACAGAGAUGACCACUGAGCAACAGAAUGCACUACUGAAGCAUCUUCUUGGAAAGGGGAAAUCUUUCUUAUCUGAGGAGCGGGAGGACGGAGUCACCUUGACUCCAGAACAACAGAGACAGCUUGAGUUCAUUGAAAAUAUGCCACUGGUGAUGGAACAAGAGGCCAAGACACCAGAGGAAAAGGAGCGAUUACUAGAAUUAAAGAAGCAGGCUUAUGAACAGAGAAGGAAAGAAUAUGAACAACUGCGGAAACAGAAACGCAAGCAACAGAACGCAGAAAACAAGAAGAGAAAGCGGAAAGAGAAAGAAGCUGAGGCGGCUUUGAUGGUAGAUCCCAAUCAACCCGUGCCGCCAGUGAAGAAACGGCCGAGGAAAAAGAAGGCGGAAUCCGUGGAGGAAGAUCUGGAUGCCAAGGCAAACCACUUCCUGCAAAUGCUAGGGACACUCCCAUCUGUUACACUACAGGAACCAAAAGUGGGCAAUUUUUUCUCCGUGUUACAUGUUCCAGGAAGCCCCAAUGUCCUCUCAGGAGAUAACUCUCUGAAAGGGAAUUUUGGAAAUAGUUACCUUGAGGGUGUGGCUGACUUUUAUGGAAAUACGUUGCUUCAUGGAUUGCCUCCCCUUGGAUCCUUUGUUAGGAUGCCGAAACAUCGAGAUAUUGAGUCCAGGAGGCAGUUCAUCAGAGGGGGUCAGGACGAAAGUGGUCCAGAUCCUUACUCAGACCAGCAGCGAUACCAGCUGACUUCUGACAGAUUCCCUGUUUCAGGGCCUUCGCUAGGAUUACCUGGUCUGCCACCAUUCCUAAGCAGGGGAGACAAACCUCCCAUUCCAUCUCUACCCCCAUCUCCACGAAUAGAAUCAAGACUGGAACAGUCAAAGGGAAGUGACAGUCCCUGUACGGUGGUCUCGUCCUCUUCCCCGGAACACGAGUUUGGUGAAUUGGAUGAGGAAUUCCCCAUGUUAAAACCGAUAGAGCCUGCCUCAGCUGCUGAUGACAGGUCCUCCCCGCUGGUCCCCAUUCUGCAACCGGUUGCAAUCAAGUCCAUACCAUUAAAGCCCAAGGAAGAGUUUCCAAGAAAGAUCAAGUCAGAAACUGUAGAAAAAUCCAAGGCUGUCACUGACUCUGACAUAGCAGAGAGGAAAUUAACCUUGUCUGAUAAACAUGAAAACGGAAAAAUGCCGCCAAACUUGUCAGCUUUGACUCGACCUUUCCAGAAUGCUAAUCUGAAUCAGGACAUCUCUGUUACCCUGACUCUGUCCGCCAAUGCUGCGGAUGACAUCGGGGGAGUCUUGUCUCAGAUUGCGGAGCUGUUGAAGAUUGCUGUGCCACCUUCUUAUGAAGUGGGCAGUAGAAGUCCCUCUCCAGAGCAAGGGAAAAUCAAUUCCAAGCACUUGGAAGACAGAGUUAAUGUUCAGCAUCUCAUAAAAUCGAAAGCCAAAUUCUGUCGACUGUGUGACUGCUAUGUUUAUGACUCAGGAUUCAGAAAACGAAAGUGUGAUAUACCAUUCUUGGCAAAAGAAGAUUACUUCAGUAUGAAGGACUUUGAUGAUGAAGAGGUGACAUUUUGCACAGAGAAAUGUUAUACAAAGUUUGCCACAGUGUAUCAAGAGAUCAACAAACCUCCGCCCGAGGAUCCAAUGAAGACCUUAUCUCUGACAAAGCACCACUCUUCAGAUUUCAGUCCCAGAAGUAUGGGUAGUCACACCCCCUCCACUCCCACAAAGAGUGACUCCGCCCUCACCCUCACCCCCACCACACCUAACUCCAUGGGAGCCUUGACCCCCAUCCAUCCAAGUCCUCCCAUCAAGUCUCGACUAGAGGACAAAAUCAGCAAAAAACAUCGAAGGACUGCGAGCAUGGAGGCCCAACCUCCCAAGCCUCUGGUGAAGAAGUAUAAGAAUGUGAGGUAUAGACGCUGGGAUCCUUCAUUUACCGACACGUUACCACAGGAACCAGGUGUCCCAGAGAAAGAAAUACGAAACCUAUGGAAAGCCCUAGGAACAAUCAUUGUGCCAAAAUCUUUGCCAGAGGACAGCAGGAAGUGUGUGUUCUGUCAGCAGUUUGGAGAUGGGGAGACGGAUGGACCGGGCAGAUUGUUGAAUAUGGACAUAGAUAGCUAUGCCCAUUUAAACUGUGCUCUUUGGUCAUCAGAGGUGUAUGAGACUUUGAAUGGGGCCCUGAUGAAUGUAGACAUGGCUUACAAACGGGGACUGAAAAUAGAAUGUGUUGCCUGUGGAAUCAAAGGGGCCACCGUUGGCUGUUUUAACAAUCGUUGUCCAAAGUAUUAUCAUCUUGGUUGUGCUAAAAAAGUUGGAUGCAUGUUCUUUCAAGAUAAGACAAUCCUGUGUCCCUCCCAUGCAGCUAAACAGGGGGCUGAGAAUGUCCUGGAGUCUCUGUCCGUGUUCCGGAGGGUCUACAUCAACAGGAGCGAGGACAAACAAGUGGCCAAUAUGGUGCAUGGCCAGGAGGAGGGCCAAUAUAUUCUUCGGAUUGGUUCUCUAACGCUACACAGCGUGGGCCAGCUCUUACCUCAUCAGCUACAGACCGGCAGGUUCCACACCAGGGAUUGUAUUUAUCCAGUUGGGUAUAAAUCUAGUCGAUAUUACUGGAGUAUGAAGCGAUUGUACAAGAGAUGUCGCUAUGUGUGCAGCAUUGUGGAUAAUGAUGGACAUCCGGGAUUUGUGAUCAGAAUGGUGGAAGUAGGACAAGAAGAUGUGAUUUUCCAAGAUGUAUCGCCAAAGGCUGUGUGGAACAGAAUCCUAGAGCCAUUAGAUAAACUCAGACGGAAUGCAGACCUGGUGAAAAUUUUUCCAUCUUUCACAAGUGGAGAGGAACUGUUUGGUUUAACAGAGCAAGCUAUAGUCCGGGUCCUUGAAUCGCUUCCUGGUACAGACCUGCUGACAAACUACAACUUUAAGUUUUCCCGCUCCUUGAGAAUUGAGAUGCCUCUGACUAUUAAUCCCACCGGCUGUGCUCGCACUGAGCCAAAAUUAAGGACCCAUUUCAGAAAACCCCACACCCUACAGUCAGCCAACACCUCAAGAUCCCUCCCUCAAACUGUGACAGGGGUCUCAGGAGACAUUAACUCGCCAUACAUGAAACAAUUUGUUCACUCCAAGUCUGCACAAUACAGGAAAUUAAAGACUGAGUGGAGGACAAAUGUUUACCUUGGACGAUCCAGAAUUCAGGGUCUUGGUUUAUUUGCUGCUCAUGACCUGGAGAAGCACACAAUGGUGAUAGAAUAUAUUGGGUAUCUCAUCAGGAAUGAGGUGGCAAACAGGAAAGAAGUGUCAUAUGAGGAACAGAACCGAGGGGUGUACAUGUUUCGUAUCGACAAUGAUACAGUGGUGGACGCCACGAUGGCUGGGGGUCCUGCUCGUUACAUCAAUCACUCCUGUAACCCCAAUUGUGUGGCAGAGGUUGUACCAUUCGACAAAGAAAGCAAAAUUAUCAUCAUCACUAAUAGGCGCAUACCAACUGGAGAGGAGCUGACUUACGAUUACAAGUUUGACUUUGAGGAUGAGCAGCACAAGAUUCCAUGUUGUUGUGGAGCUCCCAACUGUAGAAAGUGGAUGAACUGAAAAGUCAACCCCGAGUGGAUAAAAUGUGAUGUAAUUCCAUGUUGUGGAGCUUCUAGCUGUAGAAUGUGGAUGAACUGCUAAGUCAUCCGUCAUGUGGAUUGAUGUGUUGUGAUUCCAGACAUUCUGUCAAAAAACAAACCCAAACUCCAGAUCAAAUAGGAGAGGCUAUUUCAGCUUAGAAUAAGAAAGUAUCCCCUUGAGGAGAAGUGAUAUUUCCUGUGUAUUUGAAUAGAUAGAAAUGUUUGUGGCAGAAUUAUAGGCUAGUGGCAUUGAUUGCCAAGUACAACAAAACGAGGUGACUAAGGAUGUGAUAUAUUGGCAAGAAGGAUCACAACGAAGCUCUUAUGAUUAAUUUAUAGUCAGUCGCGCAGGAUGGAAAUUCACAAGACUCUGUAGAGAUUUGUCAGAAAACUUCAGAGGCGGCAUGAGAAACCCCUCAAAUACGUUGAUAAAUCUGUAGUGUGGAUUGUGUGUUAUUUAUACAUGUUGCAAGAAAUUGGGGUGGUGUUCCUCAAGUGUGUGUGACAGUUUUUCACAGGAAUGUUGAAGAGUGCAAUUGCUUAUAUAUAAUAAGAUAAAUCAAUAUUGUUUUGUAUGAUGCUGAUAGUAUUAUAAAUUUGUACAAAUGAAUAAUAUUCCAAUCCCCUUAUGCAAGUAGUGUAAACAUAUGAUUUUUAAAUUUUUUUUAUCAAAUAGCUUUUAAUCUCCUUUGAUGUGGAUUUUCGCUAAUUCAUGUUAAUGACAAGACAGUGAGAUUUAUGAAGUGAAUUUUCUCAUGAUACAAGACUCAGAUUUUGUCAUGCUUAGUAUUAACCAAGCAUAAUAAAAGUAAUUUGGUGAGUGUGAGUCAAAUAUCAGUCAACAGACACGGAUUUGCACACACAACACACACACACACUUACACACAUAUAUCUUUGUCCAAUAAUGCACAUAAUAGGUAGAAUAAUGAGGAAAAGCACUUUAUGAAUGAUUAGGACAGAUAGACAUUGAAUUUUGGAUUAUAAUGUAUAUUUAGCUUGUUGAAGUUAGGUAUGGAGACUGAUUUUGGACAGUACUGUAACAAUGGACUACCUCAGGAAGAUGACAUUUUGUACAAAACAUCAUAACGGAAAUCCCAGACUUAACUAAGUGCUGUAUCGCAUGUAUUUAACCUUCAUCUGUAUAAAUUCAUCACUUUUUGUCAAGUAUGACUGUUGCAGUCAUAUUCUGAGAUUUUUAUAACCAUGAGUACGGGAGAGUGUUCGAAUCGCAGCUCUGCAUUCCAUGAGGGAGCGACGUAUAGAUACAGUUGACUCUUAUUGGACAUUUGUGGUCGGUGUCGAAAGUGGUGUGUUAGUGACGUAUGUGGCCUUCUAACGAUCUCACCAGCACUAGGCAGCAUGGCUGUUAUAUGUAAAUUGUGUGUAAAUUUAGUGUAUCAACAUUGAAUUUCAAGGACAUGAAUUAAAUCAUUCAUAUGUUAUUACAAAACCAGUUUUCAAUACUAUUAUGUGUUGAUUAAUGUAUAUCAAUUACUCAGUUCAUUUCACAUUAUAUAAACAUGUACAAGUAUAUCACAGUCAUCCUAUAUGCAUAUUUAAUAGAAAAAAAUAUAGUUGACAAUUAUAUAUUCUAGCUUUUUCUUGUACCUUUGUGAUCUUUGAUAGACUUUCACUUUUGGUCUUGUUGAUUAAUUUAAUUGUGGUUCCUUUUUAUUACACUUAUACAUCAUGUUUUCAAUAUACCCAUGUUUUCUUCCCUGGUUGGUUUUGUUUUAGCUGUGGUUGAUAUGUGUAGAAGUUUCAUAGACUUGUAGAGGACAGCGUGAACAGUUCUACGUUGAUCUGCACACAUGUAAUAACGUUUCAUUUCUCGUACAUUGUAAUUAUCAUCAGCUGACUUUUAACACACACACAAAACUAGAGCCACACAGAUCUGAAUAAGUAAGUACAUUGGACUGUUUGGUAAUGGACAUUCUCAUGAUUACUUGUAUUCUGCCUACUCUGACGAAAUUUUUCAGUGAAAAAUCAUAAUUUGAAAGAUGUUGCAGUUUAUUCCCAUCACAAAUCAGUCUAGAUUCCUCUAUGGUGUUUACAUUAAUUAAAUCGUGUCUUAAGUUGUAAGUUUCAAUGAUUGUACAGUCUUGGCUUGAAAUGUUUGUCUGUCUGUGUUUGUUGUUACUGGUCAGAGAUUAUAUUGUACAGAUUUUUUUUCCCUGUCGUAGUGUAAUGUCUUAUCUAUACAGAGUAGUCUAUCUUGUUAUAUUUGUUAUGCAUAGAUUAUAUAGAUGUGUUAAAAGACCCCACAGCAUCUUCAAAUUCCAAUUUGGUUGUUUCCCUCCGUGUGUUAAUUAAAUCAGCCCAAGAUUUUCAUUUUUUUUUAACUGGUAUUGUAACGGAUGUUUUCUUUACACUGUGUGUACAGAGUGCAUUUUGUUGAACGAUAUUACAAGAAGAAUAGUAUUUCAAGUCCUGAUUUAACAUAUUUAUUACUCGUAAUGAAGAAAAUAUUUACUAAUAUUUGAGUCUAGUACUUGUCAUAAUUUUCAUGUUUUCAGGUUAUGCUGUUUUACCAUAAAAUAUACUUAUAUUAAUGCAGAGUUAGCCCAGCCUGCUGUAUUGUUUUUAUUUAUAUAUUGCCAUUAAUUUCUCACACUGUACAUUCAUCACUCUCCGUGUAGACCUGGGAAGUGGAAAGGGAGACAACUUGUGUCGUUUCUUCUGAUUUAAUCUAUACAGCAAUAAAUAAAAGUUUUAUACGGGAAGAAUCACACAUGUUUUGUGCAAAUAUAGAAUUGUCAUGAAA